Messenger RNA from Blepharisma stoltei, 480 nucleotides. NCBI's taxonomy places the organism in Eukaryota, Ciliophora, Heterotrichea, Heterotrichida, Blepharismidae. The record is from the annotation of a GenBank genome assembly.
AUGGAUAUUCUUAUAAAGUUCCAUAUAGAUAAAAUAAAAGAAAUUAUUGUGAGCAAUUUAUCAGACUCAAUAUCAAUAAAAUCAUAUACCAUAGCAUCCAGCCAAAUUGCAAAUGGAAAAGUCAAAAUGUCAACUCAUAACGAAUGAUGAACUUAUUUCCAGUCAUUUUAUGAUUUUUUUGAGGUUUUGGUAUUAAAACUGGACGAAGUUUCGCAAAAUUCAGAAACUUAUAGUUCAUUGGCUCAGUCAAAUUUAGGAGCAACAGAGGUUAUCAAUUCGCCGCUUACGAAUAAGACAAGCCAGGAUUUGCUUAACGUAGUGAUUGAUACCAACAUAAUAAAAGCUUUAGUGCAAAAAUUGCGUAGCGAUAUUGAAAAAGAGAGAAGUAUUGUUUUAAUAUUUAUUAAAUUUAUAUAUAGAAAAAUGCCUAGCAUCCAAACAAUCAUUUUAAAGCAGAUUGAGUAUAGUAUAUAUUGUUAA